CAAUCUUAAUGAUAUUUUCAAAGGUAAUCAGCCCUCAUUGUACAAGCAUGUCGGUGGACAUGAAGAUAGGAUUCCUUGGAGCGGGCAACAUGUGUCAAGCAAUAGCGGGUGGAAUGAUUGCCAGUGGCACAGUGGCAGUAGAAAACAUCAUAGCCAGUGCACGAAGUGAAGGAGGGUUGGCUAAAGUCAGGAGCAUGGGUAUCAGUACUCUGGAUAAUUGCCAAGUAGUUGCGGAAUGUUCAGUGGUAUUCCUGGCAGUUAAACCACAUAUUUUACCGGGCGUGUUGGAGCAGGUGGCUGGUUCUGUUACAGAGGAUAAACUGCUGGUUUCUGUUGUUAAUUGUACUACAAAUCAGCAGAUUGAGGAUCUUGUUGGUAAGAAAGUACCAGUAAUGAGGACGUUACCCAACACUCCAGUUAAAGUAAGAUCAGGAGUAGUUGUUGCGUACCCAGGAACCCACUGUACCCCCCACCACACCUCCCUCUGUAAAUCCCUCAUGGAACCGCUCGGUCUCUGGUCCAUCCUACCCACAGAAGCUCUCAUUGAUGUGGCUAGUGGACUCUGUGGUAGUUCCCCUGCCUUCAUGUUCAUGAUGGUGGAUGCCAUGGCAGAUGCAGGAGUAAGAAUGGGGCUGCCCUGGCAAGUAGCAGCUAGUUUAUCUGCCCAGACAAUGCAGGGGUCUGCUAAGAUGGUGUUGGAAUGUGAUGAACACCCCCUGCAGCUGGCUAACAAUGUGUGUUCUCCUGGAGGGACUACUAUUGAGGGGGUUUAUAGACUCAAUAGGGCUGGUUUUAAAGGUAUUGUUAUGGAUGCUGUGAUAGGGUCCAUUGAGAAGACUCAGGGUAAGGAGAUGAGAUACAAUUAUUAAAUUAUUGUAAGGUAUUAUUAGGGUAGGUAACCUUAUUUUAGUACAAUAUUAUGAUACUUUGAUAGGAGUAAAAAUCUAUAAUUAGCA
Bolinopsis microptera is the source of this 956-nucleotide messenger RNA. RefSeq names its product pyrroline-5-carboxylate reductase 3-like. The record is from RefSeq and is a predicted model, not a curated record. Gene Ontology annotation, biological process: L-proline biosynthetic process. Gene Ontology annotation, molecular function: pyrroline-5-carboxylate reductase activity. Lineage: Eukaryota; Metazoa; Ctenophora; Tentaculata; Lobata; Bolinopsidae.